UUUUUAGAAACGUACAUUCGACUGACUGGCCGUAACUCAACCUUUGCUGGUCGCGUCGAAGUGUUUUCACAUGGAGUCUGGGGGCGUGUCAUAAAUAAUCCUUAUUAUUGGCGUAAAAAGGAGGCUGACAUUGUGUGCAGACAGCUCGGUUUCCCAGAAGCCAUUACCGCUGUGGGGUACUCAGCUUUUAGAGAGGGUUCAGGACCGGUUUUGAUGUCACGUGUACGGUGUCUAGGUACAGAGAAAACUUUACAACAAUGUUCAUACCAAGACUGGGUCGACAGCGAUCUUUCGCCAGGUUAUGAAGUGGGAGUGAUUUGCAAGACUUUUAAUUUACACUCUGAUAACAAUGGUAAGCAAUUUCUAAAAAGACAGGACUUAUUUAGGUUAUCUGCUCAUUGAUCAUUUCGAUCGUCUACAUUACUUACCUUUAAAAUUCAAAUUUCCUGCGCCCUGCGAAUUUCUGAAAGCUCAAAGACUGAUUGCUUUAAAUGACAACAACAACACAACAACAACAAAAACCUUGUUCAGUUUUCAAAUCCACCCUAACCCAUCUCCCAAAUUGAUUUCCUUGCAGGUGAUAUCCGGAAUAAAUUUCCAGGCGAGUCAAUCUUAUCCUGGUCGUAGAGGAGUGUUCUGAAAAAAUUUGUCAUGGGCUUGACGCGAGCUCCCUAGUGGCAAAAUCGGGGCCGGGAAAACACUCUAUUUUGUUUUAAAAAGUAAAGGAGGGAUUCUGGUCAAAAGCCUUGUUUUCCUUUUAUUUCUACGCUUUUUCAUCCAAAUUUACAAUCGGCGACAAAAUUGUUGAGACAUUGUCCUCAAAUAGGAUAACUACAGAGAAUAAAAGAAUCCACACCCCUUCCCCCUCCCCAUCGUUCAAAGUUGGGAUGUUUGUUGUUUUCUAUAAGUAGCUCGAUCAGCGGCACAACAUUGCAUGAAGGGGACGGGGGAGGAAAAACUUUACUUUUCCCCUUUUGAAGUUUUUUUUAGCAGUUUUUAUUGAAUUAAAGAAAAGUUUUACAAUGUUAUUUAAGAAUUAUCAUUAAUUAAAUAAAUUAUACAAUUCCACUAAAAUAAAUACUAACCUAAGAUAAAAAAGAAAAAGGAUAACAAUAGCAACGAAAAAAGGAAAAAAGUUACAACAACAACAACAAUAAAGAUGCCAAACUGCCAAGAAAGAAAGUGUCAUUUUUACGAACCUCUAUGCAUAACUACAAUUCAGUACUACUAUUCUCGUUUGUAAAGAUUAUACAAUUUAAAAUUUUGUAUUGAAAAAUCGCAUUCCCACUUCAGGGGUGCUAUACGUUUUCUGAAGGAAACAUAUAUCGGCAGAAGAUUUAAGCAGCCAAUUAAAAAUAGACUUCCUUCUACCAAAAGAGCGAAUUCCGCGAACAUUUAAUGACAAAAGUUUAAAGUUUAUGUUUUGUCGCCCCAUGUCCAAAGAGAUAAGCUGUAAACUUCAAAUGAGAAGCGAACGCUAAAUACCAGAUAGACGUCCACCACCAAAGCAAGGUGCCACAAGGCUCAUGCCCUAUUUACCCUACAGUAAUUUCUUUCCUUCUCAAAUCUGGCAACAUCAUUUUCUCCGAAAAAAAAAGCAAACAAACAAACAAACAAAACGCCCCCUUAAUGCGAUGAGCCGGUCGGUCUUCAGCUCUUUUCCUUUUCGUUGACGAUUAGAAAAAAAAUAAAUAAAUAAAGGAAACUUUUCCUCUAGAGCACUCGGUUUAAUAUUAAAACAGUUAGAGACUUCUAAGCUCUAACCCUUAAACAAAGUUUUUUUCGUUCAUUACCGGUGUGAUAUGGGUAUGGACAAUACACCAAAAAAAUUUUAAUCCCAUUUUCGUAGAUAAUCUGAUUCGCCUUCAAGGAUCCACCUUACCUUACGCUGGCCGAGUUGAAGUGUUUUAUACAGGAGUCUGGGGAGCAAUCAGUAGCAGCAACUGGGAUAUAACUGACGCCACGGUAGUUUGUCGUCAGCUUGGUUACUCAGCUGGAGCGGAAGUGGCUUUAAAGAACGGUGUUUAUGGUCUGGUCAGCGGUCCUGUUUGGAUUACCAAUCUCCAGUGUACUGGAAGCGAGUCAAAUGUUAUGGAAUGUGUUCAUGAUGGGCUUGGAAAUAAAACUGAAUUGCAGCGAAGGGACAGCAUUGCAAGUGUCAUUUGUAAGGACUCGUCAUUCACCAACGGUAAAAAAAACGUUUCCCUUGUAUAGUCACACAGUUCUGCAGGCGUCUCACUUUCUAAUCGUUACACUGCAUUAUAUAAUCAUUAGUUUUUAAAUAAUUUUAUAAAUUCAAAGGGAGUUAAUUAACGUUCAAUGAAUGUCACUAAAUCUGAUCCAACGAGGCUUGAAAUAUUAGCCUCAGCAUUUUACAACAGUUUUUCAGUUUGCUCAAUAGGCCACUUCUGAGUUCAAAGAACCUUCACUUUCAAAAUGAGGCCAAGUGCACAACCUUUCUUGUCAAAAUGAGUUUUAUUUGCAUGAGAAUGAAAAAUUAUUUCCAUAUUGAAAUGCUAAGCACUUAACCUCGUUUUGAUAGAGAGGCCCGGGGAAACUCGGAAAAGACUCGCCUAUUUUAAUCCAUUGCAACUGCCGGUUAUUGUACCCCUGGCGUGAACAGCCCAUGUUAACUGUCCAUGUGUUAUUAUAUGGCUCUAAUUCAAGCUUCUUCUAUCCACAAAAUAUUUCAGUAAUGCCGAUUAGGCUACGAGGGUCACACUCAUCAAAUAUGGGACGAAUAGAGGUUCAUUACGCUGGAACGUGGGGUUCAGUUUAUGCAUCAGGAUGGGACAUUAAAGACGCCACAGUAGCGUGCAGACAGCUAGAAUAUCAUUCAGCCUCGCUUUCAGGAUACGAAAUUUUUUGUUCCUCUGAUAUCCCAAUGUGGUUCACUUACUUCAGAUGUUUUGGUAAUGAAACAUCCUUGGAACAAUGUGCUCGGGAUUUCUACCAGCAUUCGCCGUCUACAUAUUGUGCAAGUGUUGUAUGUACAAACAAAAUGACUGAAGAAGGUGAGAAAAGUAUAAGAUAAUCCUGGAUGUAUCUGUAACGGGGAAAGGGGAACAACAGGGCAGGGGCACCCAACGACAAUUUUCGGAAGAAUAUCUGUUCGGAAGACUAUUUUAGAUCUAGAAUUUUCGAAAUAUUUGUUUUAAAAUUUCUUGCUUGCCUGCCUCUCCUAGGAUUUUCGAACAUCUAAAAAAUGGUAUAAUUGCCUAUUUUUAACGGAUUUUUACCCUAAAAAGGUCACCUAUAAUUUUCUGGAGCCUUUUUUCUGGCUGAAAUUUUCGAAAAGGUAAGUUUUCUAGGGAUAUUAAAAGCCUAGUGAUCUGAAAGUCGAUCCUUUAGGCUUGUCUACUUUUUAAAAAUCCCCUAUUUUUAUACGGAUAUAGUACCGUUUAAAUACUAAAAUACGUUUAACAAUGCUAUGUUUAGUGGUUUUGAACUAUAUUCUCGUUGGGUGCCCCUGACAGAGGGCAGAAAAUAAAACUGAAUGGGACAAAAGCUAGGUCAAGUUCAACCUUAGCCCUGUUAUCCAUUUUCUGUUUUCUUCAGCAUUUUUAUUUUGGGUCGUUCCUCUAUUUUCGCGAUUUCAAAAAUAAAAAAAUUCUCUUUUCACAAGCGUAUAAAAAAGUAUUUUAAAGGUGUACUACUAUGUAGUUACAAUAUAAUGUAGAUCACAGAUAAUUAAAUAAGACUGAGCGGAAUUUUAUCCUUAAAAUGGCUUGAACUCCAUCUUUCACUUCUAGGACCCGAGUUAAGACUAGGUGGUUCUCUAGUUCCUCACGCUGGUAGAGUUGAACUUCGUUUCAAAGGUAUCUGGGGAACGAUUUCCCAACGCAACAGGUACUUCUGGCAUCAUGCACACCUUUUUGGUCCUAGACCAACUCGAGUAAUUUGUAGACAGCUUGGAUUUGCUGAGGCUGUUAUCUCCACUGGUUCGUCCGUGUAUGGACCCGGAGAUGGCCCCGAGUGGUUAGACACUAAUUAUCUAUCGGGAUGUAUUGGACGCGAGAGGAGUAUACUAAACUGCUCGUACAGCUCACCACGUUUUAUAGUGCGUUAUAAUCAUCAACAGGACGCAAGUGUUGUCUGCAAGCCAAACACCUCGCAUACCAGUGGUAAGUAGAAAAAGCAUAUGUAUCGGUCAACCUCAAAUGCGCCCAUCCCAUACCCCAGGGAGGAAAGGAGUGGGAUAAAGUUAGUCUUUUUUUUUCUUUGGAUGGCAAAUUUCCGGGAGCGGGGCCACUUAUUGCCAAAUGGCCCGCGGUAUAAUCUGUAACAGCACUAACCGAUGAUAAUAGAGACAAUAGGCAAACAACACCAAAACUUGAUUUUUAUAUUAUUAUCUUUACUUAUCUUCUUUUAAAUACUUCGUUUAACUUUAAACGGAAAUGUCAAAGUAAAGUCAUUUGUUCUGAAUAUUCAAAAAUAUGCGAAGAUAAACAAGUAAUCUUUUGAACAUUCAGUUUAGUAACAGAUUGUAGCAUUUUAUUAUUAGAAUCAAACUAAAUUCUAUUCAAACCCUUGAGCAAAACAAGUUUAAUCCAAUGACCAAAACAUACAUCGAUUACACGUUUCGGCUAGCCUGCGUCGCGGCCGUAACUCGAAUUAAAAUCCUGGUUAGUACCACUUAACCAGAAGUUUCGUUCCGUCUGUGGUACAGGCUUGUUUAGUCCUGAUAAGGGACAAAAAAAAAUGUGCAAAAUAUGUAAUGUGUAAGACCUGUAAAUUUCUUUCCAGUCCAAAACCAUGUGCGUGCAAAUUGCUCGGGGUGGCCCAAGGGUUAGCAAAAGCCCGACCCCCGCGGGCUUUUAUGUAAGUUGAGGUUAAUUUGAGACUUCUAAAAUUUGAAGGGCUACAUGGAUUGUGUAGUUUCAGAAAAUAUCCAUAACCCCCUUCGACGGUUGCUUUUGCUUUGUCUUUUCAAGCCCCGCCCCCCAUCCCCCCCGCAAUUUCUGUAAAAUUCCCAUUUGGUUAGGCAAUAGUUACCUCAAAAAUGCUGUUCCGCUAUAUUAUUAUGCGAAGAAUAAUUGUUUCUACGAUAAAGAGAAUAAAAAUCCUAAAUUCAUGUUAAUACAGUGUCUAAUCAUCUCAAGUUUGCCUUGUAAAGGUGUUUCUUAGCUAAUAAUUAACGGUAAGUCACUGAGGAACAAGGCGAUACCUUACACGACACAAACCAGACGUAGCUAAUCGAUGGCAUCAAUGACAUCAACGAAUGAAAUCAAUAGGGUAAUCGAUGGGUAAUCAAUUGAUUAGUCAUUGAUUAUAUCCGAUAUUCAAUGAGUAAUCCAUGAAUAAUAAAUAGGCCACAAAAUUUUCAGUCAUCUAUUACUCAUUGAUUAGUUAUCGAUAUAAUCUCGCGGGUACACAAACCAGAGACUUCUUAGACAUAAAUGUCACGAUACAUAAGCUUUAUUUAUUCAUGAUCAUUUACCCGGUAGGCACUCUGCGGUGGCUGCGUUCGGCUCAGCAAAGACACAAACUCUAAUAGGCAAGAGAGUAAGACAGAUAAUUCGACCUUCUGACCAUUUUGUUAUUGACAUUUCGGUUACUGUCCACUAAAUAAAUUUGAUUGGCCGUUCUGUUUUUGUCAUGCCUAUUUUGGUUUUCUACCCGCAAGUUCAAUUCAGAUUUGUCUAUUCUUAUCGCCUGAGGUGAACAAUUGUUAAAAAUUGAUAUUAAUCGAAGUCACAACUUUUUUCUUUAUCGGUUUCGAUCGAUUGAUUUCGGAAAUCGAUAUUCAUCGAUGGUUGAUAUCGAUUCAAGAAACGAUUGUUAUCGCUUAUCGGUUUAUCGAUUAACUACGCCUGGAGAGUUUCUUCAAAACAUUCGCUUAUUUCUCGGUAAAGUUGCAUAUAUGAACACAACAGAUUUUUUUUUUUUGCUAACAAACACUCCUAAAAAAGUACAUGCCAUCUAAACAGCAAUAUUUUUUACGUGUUCUUGCGUUUGUUUUGUCUAGUUUUAGUCAGUUAUUCAGCUAUUUCGUCUUCGGGUAGCCAUAAAGUACAUGACGUUUCCCGAAAUUAGUGUUCACUCAUGCAUUAAAACAGCUGCCGCGCCGCUGCCUGGAAACGAGGUUGGUUUGCAUAUUGGGGAAGCACACAAAAUAAUCGAUUUCCUGCAUCUUCCUACCCUGCUAGCAGAGUCGCUUUGAUCUUUCCUAGAUGAGUCGGGUAAGAGGAAGCGACUCAGGUUCCUUCCUCUUCCCGACUUAUCUAGGAAGAUCGAAGGAGACUCUGUUCGCAGGGUAACAUCUUCCAUAUAAUUAUAGUAAGCGCCGGCUGGUUAUAAAGAAUUAGCAGCAGGAUUUUAGCCAAAAAAAGGAGAAAUCAGAGUUCUGAAUAAAUAAGAAGUAGCCUGUGUGUUUAUGAGGGUCUUUUAGGACGGGUGAUAUUAGCGUAAAAAUUUAGAACCAACGCUUUGAUUGAUGGUUACCUUUAAUCAUUGAGAGUACAGACACACGGCUGACGUCGCAUUAAAUUUGCUUAAUUCUUUAUUUUGCCCAAAAUGCACACAGUGUGGAAAUGCAAGUGAUUAAGGUCUCGAAGUACCUAUAACGCGCAGAAUACUUGGACAACGCCAUUUUUUAACAGGCGGUAGUAAAGCAGCAAAUUAGAAUACCUUUGUGCUUUGAAAGGUCAAUUUGCUAAGGACCAAAAUACAGACCCGAUAGGGUUGAUCAAAACCCUCUGAUGUGCACGUUUCAGUUUCACAUAUUUCUUUGCAGACUUUGAAGUUCGCUUGAAUGGAUCCAGCCUCUCUAUUGCGGGCACAAUAAAUGUGUUGUAUUAUGGAGUCUGGGGUGGCAUUCUAGGCCAUAAUGUUGACAUUCGUGUAGGUCACGUGGUUUGCCGCCAAUUAGGGUAUUCUAGAGCUGAACGGAUUUUUAGCUACGCAUUGUUUGGGGGUGUGAUUGGCCCAUUGUGGAUUUGGAGAAUGCAGUGUAAUGGCAACGAAACAGAAAUAUCUCAGUGCGAAGUAGAAACUUGGGACAAAAUCUGGAAUACCUCAUCGUAUCACUGGUAUGAUAGUAUUUUUCAACAACCAAGAUAUGCAGCCAGUUUGCUGUGUAAUAAAGCAAAUUCCAGCUUUUCAAAAGGUAGGUACAAUUUACAGCGGUCUUGCCCAAGCGACUACAUGAGGCACAAACUCCAUUCAGAAGUUAAGAGCGGAUGUCAGUAAAUAUCGACCAGAGGUCUAGAAAAGUGAAAAAUCGAAAAUUCUCAAAAAAAUUCACAAAGUAGCACUAGGUAAGCUAUUAACAUAAAUGUAAUUUUUUUAAAAUCGUUUUAAAAUUCAAAUCCAUUGUAAUGAGGACAACAAAUAACUUAUUCAGAAGAGUACAUAAUUGCACACAUUUUAAGUGGUGAUUUACUCAGUUUGAACGAAAGUGUAAUAUUUUGGAGAUUUUUCAUUAUUUGCAAUAUUUUGAACGUUUUCGUUCAAUGAAAAAAUGGCAAAUUUCAAAGCCCAAAAUCGUCGACUGGUACCUCGAUUUCAGUAACGAGUCUUGUACCACGUUAAAGAGCGUUAUCUCUUCUUUUAAAAUCUGUUUUCAAAACUAUGGGCAACUUAAAAGAAAAUUUUUGAGGCCAAAAACUAAAAGUAGUGCUUUUCUGAAAUUUGAGCUUUCCAGACUCGGCGGGCCGAUGCUUAAAACUCGGAAAAAUGCAAUAAGAAAUCAGUUUGAGCAACAGUGGUUUAAAGGGACUGGUUCACGAUAAUGCCCAUGCGCGCCGUUUGUCUGUUCAGAAUAAAUUUGUCGGGUCAACACUAAAUUCGAAAUCGCCAUUACCGGUACAAUCAUUGAAAAUCCUUCGUUUUAUUCGGACAUCCGUCGCUUUGGCUGGUCUAGUUAUACUUCGGUAGUGGUGAUUAACGUGUGGUUGUGUCGUUUGACUGGUUACGUUUUAAGAAGACGCAAAAAAUAAUGUUUUGAUCAUGGAGGUUCAGAAGAGCAUCGUGGCCGUCCGGCAACAGGACGUUCUCAAGAGUCUCUGGAGAUAGAGAAGCUUAGCCUAUCGAUCUGGUAUGGUUCUAGGAGUAGUGUGUGGCUUACGAAAAUAAUACACGACACUUGGAAAGUGGUUAAAGGCAUGAGUUCGUUCAACUUUGAUUUGAUUUUUGACUCCGACCUGUAGUUAUACCGCAACAGGCCGCGCGAUCUUCACCGAUCUGGUACACUUGAAGUGUUCCUUGUAUCUUUGCUUUACGAUCGUAUAUGUUUAAGAUUGAUGUUUUUAAAAUAAAUUAUUGCCUGAAUAUUCUGUUUAUAAUCUAUUUUCUUUAUGUGUGCUACUCGAUAACAUUUGUUUUGUGGAACACUGACCCGAUGCAACGCGAAUGAAUUUGUUCAUUUGCUGAUAAGCAAUUGAAGUUUAUGCUCAAUUAAGGAUAAUCUUUAUACUCAUACGUUGUGUGUUUUUGUCACCGGUCAGGCGCUAUUUACAGGUAUUUCUGGGUUUAUAUAAGGCGAACUGAGAGAACAGCAAUAAGAUGUUUGUUUACAAAUUUUGUUUGCCGAUCGGUGACUGUUUUGUUAGCGUGGGUACGACCUCGUAAAAUUACACGUUGGUUUGUUUCAAAGCAGGACAGGGCUGUAAAUCUUAUUCUUAUCGGCUGCAACAUAUAUCUGAGGAGUAGCAAAGAAUAAACUUGAAUUAUGGGGAUAAAUAAAAUCAAACCAAAUGCCCGGAAAUACUCUCGCGUCGCGAACAAUUAAUUUGAAUUUUGUAGAUUUACUUGCGUGCAUCUAACUCGCUUCCGAUUGGUUGAAAAACAAUCAGCUACUGUCAGAACUCACACAUGCGCAUUAUCGUGAACCAGUCCCUUUAACGUUAUCAUCUUUCAGAAACCAAGACGUGUUUAUACAGCGAUCUUAUGUAAAUUAAUGCCGUUUGCUAUCAAGAAAGGCAGAUUUAAGCUGUCAACUCCUGCCAAGUGCACCAGUCACGUGAAGUUGUCAAAGUGAGUGCAAAGCACUAAUAUUAAAAAGUCUUAAAAUUCAAAACGUUUUACGUCCAUGAAAUCAGAUUUUAGCGUACAAAACAAUGUUGUGAAUGUCUGUUGUUCGUACCUUAGCAUGCUGUUUCCGUAUAUUGGAAAUGUCAAGUAUCCACACGGGAGAACAUACCAAACAAUAACGUUUUAAAUCCAAGCGCCGAAAGAUCGUAAACGGCAAAGAUUGCGUUAGAUUUCACAGAACGACCGCUUACCACUGUUGUCACUCCUUUUUCCGCUGGAAGCUACGAGGAGUUUUCAUUCCGUUAUGAGUGAUUCUUGAUCAGCGCUUCCUUGAAAGUACGACCCCGGACAGAUGAUAACUGAGGAAGUUUCGUCGAGACUCCUGUUGUUCAGUUUCAGGCUUUAGCAGGUACGUAGUCAGGAUUUUUCCGGAGGUACGCCCAACUUUUUUUGGAUCGUCAACCUACCCUCCCCCACCCCCCACCCCAAAUCUCAAAAUUUUUUUAAGGUGCCUUUAUUAAAGGUGGGGUUAACGGUUGUAAGUAAAAGCAUUUUUGCUGUUUAUGAAAUGACACAACCUCUAAAAUUCUUUAAUUCUGUCGGCUUUUUAUGUUCAUUGACGUCAACCGUUUAUCAUUAAUUCAGCUAUUAAAAAUCAAGCUUGUAGUACCUCCGACUUAAGUUUACAAAUGACUCUUUUAACCCCUUUUUGUCACAUCAUUUUUGACCGACAAAAGCACCACACAUUGAGGUAAUUGUGCCCUACUUCGUCUACUCCGAAGACAGGUCGUGGAGAAAACAACGCGUUCACGCUUUACAUCAUCAAGCUUGCCAUAUAAAUAAAUCAUCCAAGAUUCGGUUCUCCAAUUAAUGUCGUCGCUUCUCUGAAAACAGAUUUUUUUGGUUAUGUUUAUUUCAUUCUAUUUUUUCUCCUCAACGUUUUCGGGUACGCACGUGCGAACCGUGCGUACAAGUAGCUACGCCCCUGUUUAGUCUCCUUAGCCCUGAGCGUUCCUCUCUUCCGGUUUUCGCAGAAGUUUAGGAUGUGGUCCACCCCGUAUUCCACGUCUCUGUUAAAUGACAGGCAGCACUUCUUGUUUACCAUUUCGUUAUCAGACAGCGCUUAGACUCUUAGCCUUUCAUUUAAUUUUGAUCAAAUUUUUAUCAUUUUGUUACUCAGUAUACGUUCGGUCCUGUCCUUGUAAACUUAUACUUUUAUACUUUAAGGGAGCUUAAUACCUUUUAUUUUUUUUUUAUUCGUUUAGUGUCGUCCAACAGACCCAGUUUUUUGGCAUUUUUUAAAAAAGCAAGAAAAAGAAACGACAAGCUUUAUUUUUUUUUUGGACUUAAAUUAAUUCUUUUAAUCUAAAAAUGAGCAUUAUAACAGCAUUUCCAGGCAUAAAACGUUCAGUGGUGUAUCCUUUUUGCUUUUUACCCUUUUUGGCCCUUCUUUUUAUGAAAUUGACCAUCACAUUUUCCGCCAUAUUGAGUUUGUGUCGAUUUGGUAACCAUGUCUUGUUGUUUUCAGGCUCCACGGCAAUGAUGCUGGUGUUUCAGGCCUCCUGUUCUCAGAUUUCUUGUGAUUUUUUUUCACCCCACCGACCGACCCAAACCCGGGAAACCUAUUCGACGCUAAACGAACGAAAAGGGGCCUUGACUUAAGCCUUAUGGUUUCCUUUUGGGCUUCCUCCCCACAUUGCUUCUGCGUAUUUCUGUAUACUUGUCUUUUGCUUUGUUUUGUUCUUUUUUGUCGGUAAAAUAAACUGAAACUGUACAAAGACCCUCAAUAUUCCCUUUGGAGGUUCUCGAACACGUAUAAAAAAAAAUGAAAAACGCCAUGAUUUAUUGACGGCAAGGGCAAAGGGCUGGGGUUAGGGCUCGUUACUGCACUCCGGUUCACUCGUGCGCUGUCAAAUGGUCCCGAUAUACAAAAUGAAAAAUGACUGCGGACAGACUAUUCACGUCUAGACAUCAAGCAUCUGUUAAGAUGGGACUUAUCGCCUCUCCCUGUUCAUGGAGUUGAUUCAAGGUGUUGACGUCAAUUCCGUGAUGCCCUGCAUGUUGCCGGGACAUGUUUCAAAGGGGCCUUUCCACAGCUAAGGAGUCCGCCGUCACCUUGUCAACCGUGCGAGAAAUGAUGUACUUCACAAAAACAAAGAGAAGUUAUUUUCGAUUUGCCCCGCCCCCUACCCCCGAAAGUCCCCGACUGGACCGCUUCAAAGUACUCCCUACCCCCGGGCCCAAAUGGCUGGACUUGUUCCUGUGGUUGGGCGAGGGAUAGUAACAGGUCUAACUAAUUGUACCGUGCAUCAAUGACAGUUUAGCUCAAUCAGAAGCCGGAAAAGGGACCGAUCCAGUUCCACACACGUGGAGGAAAUUCGACAAAAAAAGCCAAGAAUGACUUUAAAAACUAGAACUCCUUUAAGUGUUGCUGAGGAGCAGGUUAUGGGCUUUUUUCCUACCCCUAAUCCUACAUCACGGGAAAUUGAGAAAACCCUCAGGUUAGGCAAGAAUUCGAUAAUCCUUCCAUAAUCAUCCAUUUUUUCACCGCGUGAAUUGGGUAUUUUUUUUAGCUUAUUUCGAGGAAAUACUUUUUGCUUCAAAUCCAGGGUGGGCUUUCAAACACAUUUUUUAAGCCAAAUGGUUUUUGCGUGAAUCUUUACGAACUUUUCGUAUAAAAAACGACAAAUACCCGAAAAAAAUCUCGUGUUGUUUGUGGUGGUGGCAUAUUUCCGAUAAAUUCAGUUCAACGUCUCGCCAUACAUUUGAUGUAUUUCGUAACGCCCGUCUCGAGGCAAGCGUUCCGUCGAAAUGCGAGCCCAAAAACAGGAGGUAAGCGGUCAAUCUGUGAAAAGUAACGCAAUCUCCGUCGUUCCUUUGAGAGCAGCCGAAGAUGCUCUUGCCGAUGCUGUCCUUGAUGUUUUUUAUUUCCAAUAGCUAGGAAACCCAUGUUAAGGUAUGAAUUACACUCGUAGACAUCAUCUGUCCGCUAAAGUCUAAUUCCUGGACGCAGAAACGCUGUGUUUUUUGAAGUUUAUUAUUGUGCUUUGCCCUUUGACAACCUUGCGUGACUCGUGCGUUUGGUAGCAGAUGAUGGCUAAACCCUGCUUUUCUUGUUGGAAAACGGCUUUAAAUUUUAUCAGAUCGCUCGAUGAACACGUGUUGGUUUCUGAUAGCUGAUAACGUUAAACCACUGUUGCUCAAACUGAUUUCUUAUUGCAUUUUUCUGAGUUUUUAGCAUCGGCCCGCUGAGUCUGGAAAGCUCAAGUUUCAGAAAAGUACUACUUGUAUCUUUUGGCCUCAAAAAUUUUCUUUUAAGUUGCCCAUAGCUUUGAAAACAGAUUUUAAAAGAAGAGAUAACGCUCUUUAAUGUGGUAUAAGACUCGUUACUGAAAUCGAGGUACCAGUCGACGAUUUUGGGCUUUGAAAUUUGCCAUUUUUUCAUUGAACGAAAACGUUCAAAAUAUUGCAAAUAAUGAAAAAUCUCCAAAAUAUUACACUUUCGUUUAAACUGAGUAAAUCACCACUUAAAAUGUGUGCAAUUAUGUACUCUUCUGAAUAAGUUAUUUGUUGUCCGCAUUACAAUGGAUUUGAAUUUUAAAACGAUUUUUUUGUGACACAUGCUCUCGGGCCUGGAAAACCCGGUCCGAGAGCCGCGAAACCAAUAACCCCCCCGUACGUGGAAAAUAAUUAUCGGAUCCAAGUAAAAAUUACAUUUCUGUUAAUAGCUUACCUAGUGCUACUUUGUGAAUUUUUUUGAGAAUUUUCGAUUUUUCACUUUUGUAGACCUCUGGUCGAUAUUUACUGACAUCCGCUCUUAAUUGGCCAUUUUUUUUACCUCAUUUUUUUUUUGUUGUUUUGGACUAUUGUUUGCGGCCGUCCGAUGUGUUUAUUUAUUUCCUGCUGGCCAUGUGUUUUUAUUCCCAGUAUACGAAAGCUGAUGUGUUUAUACUGUUUGCGGUGAUCGUUAAUUUUGUGUUUAUUGUUUAUUUUUUUCCUGCUAGCCCGAUGGGCUUUACUUGUUUGCGUUCUGGGUUGUCUUUCUUUGCCAGCAUUAAGUUAUGUUUUUUCUCUCGAACUGGCCUUUUUUGCUGCUUUUAAUGUGGCGUUGGUACUCUGUCCUACUUCAUACAUUUGCUUUACUUUAAAAGUUUUAGUCCUAGUUGUUUUACAGUUUCUUUCAUCUAAUUCUGUGCCUUUCAAAGUGUAGUUUUGAGGUCUCAGGUUUGGCGGUUGUUUUGAGGUUGGGUGUCCGCGGGUGUCUCUCUCCCUUUGGUAUUUCAGUGUCUCGGAAACUAUGGUUCAUCCUUUUGGCCACCAGAUUUUCCUAUUCCUUAUAAUAGGAGAUCUGUGGGCAGGACUGCUGUAAAUAGUAUACUUUGUAAAUUGUUGAGAAAACAACCUUCUUUUCCGUGCUGUUGUAAUAGGGGAUAGAAAAUAAUUCCUUGCCUCCUCCCCACGAAAAAAAUACAAUUUUACCUGUCUCUGAGCAUUUUCCGAAAAAAUGUUAACUCUAUAAAAAAACUGGGCUUUGCUUCCUGCGACCGAAGGGGGCUUCGGAGGCCCACCUCUACAACCUGCUUCAAAACUACAAUGUACUCACGAUAACGCCACCGCAAUUGAAAUUAAAUGAAAUUUUAGAGGUAAAUGAAGCAGCUUCGACAACAAACACCAAGAAAGAGACAAAAUUGGCUUGUCGGUGCUUACUAGUAGGUAGAAAAAAAAUUUUCUCACUGAAUUUGCAACAAAAACAUAAAAAAUUAUCCCCGAAAAACUUUCAAUUGAAACGUAAACAAACUCUAACAAAGUGAUGUCUUUUAUUUACAAAAAGUUCCUUUUUGAUUUUUAUCCAACUAAUUUGAUAAAUACUAAAACAACGAUCCCCCUCAGGGUCGGUUCAUAGCGCUAUAUAUAUAUCCACCACUAUUCACCUCCCCUUCGGGGGAUAGUUGUAUUUAACAAAUAGAUUCCAUGUUGCCGUGCGUCUGUUCAGUUACAGAUCACAGAUGACGUCAAAAUGUGUUUAAAAAAAACAAACAAGUGGCACACGAGCCGCAGGCGAGUGUGUCACUGAUGUUUUUACCGCAUUUUGACGUCUUCUGUGAUCUAUUACUGAACAGACCCACGGCAACAUGGAAUCUUUUUGUUUUAUACAAUGAUUGAGGACUUGUGCUAGUUUUAACCUGAGAUCAGGCCAUAUUUUAGCGGUUCUCAUACAUUCUCUCUAACGGCUACCGCUAAAAUUGGGCCUGAUACAAACACUCUCACGUUUGUGCUCGUUACGGUCAGGUUUUGGCCGUAACCCUGAUUGGCUGUUAGAACAAUGCCACAAGAUCUGAUUGGCUAUCGGAAACGCCGGAAGUUGAAAGUGUUUAUUCCUUGCGUGGUUUUUUUUUUCGUGAAUGAUCCGCCGUCGGCGGAGAGAAAGGUCUAUUUUGCUGUCUUUAUUAUUGUUUUAUGGUCUUAUGGUAGGAAAAUAUGCCUUAAUAUUUACCAUGGAAAUUCAGAAAAUUCAUAUGGUUGUUCAUUUCUUCUUUGGAUUUGCUUUAUUUACGGAACUAAUGUGAUUGUAUCGCGGAGUUGAAUCCCUCUGCAAGUUGUUGACCGCUAAAAAGGUGCUUUUCGAUUUACCAACCAACUGGAGUGCAGAUCAAAAUGCUGUCCACCUUAAAAGUGGUUUCAUUUGAAAGUUUAGCCAGGAACGGGGUAGGCAAGCGGAGGCUCAGUACAAAAGAAACUUCAAUCGCCAACUGUGAAGUAUUAGACGAAAAACAUCGUAUCGCUGUUCCAGUAAUUUUUGUAGGCAUUAUCAUAAAAGCUGGUGGCGCUAGUGUUAAGGUAACAGACUUCUUGUUUGCCUUCGAGUUUUGUAAAAACCAACCAGGAAAACUUUUGUCCUCGCUCGUUUGGCUGUUUGCUGUUUGUUAAUUGCGAUUAAUAAAUUUAGCGAGCCAAGUUUUUCGGACCUGCAGUAAAACAACAACACAACUAAGAAGAACUACAAAGUGUGUUUGUAAUAUUGUUUUUCGUUUUGUUUAUAGGUCAGUUGAGCAUGCAGUUUUAGAAGUGUCCGUUCGUUUUCCCAAAGUGGCAGAUAUUUAUAAAAAAAUUAUUGUUUUAGACGUUUGUUUUUCUAGUAAAUUCGCAAAUUGCAAGUGUACGCACGGGACCAAGGCCAAGACCAAGUCCCUUGGCACGGGACUAAAUCAGCAAGAUUAAAUGCACUUGAGAACUCGUUUGGUUUGUUCUAAUAUAAUUUAUAUACCCUGUGAAAGAGUUUGCGAUAUUUUUCUCCACGAUUUUUAAAUAUUUAUGCACUGAAAAUCGGGGGAAAUUGCCGAGGAAAAUAUUAAGGCAACAGACAAAUAGAUAUUUCAGUAUUUUUAAUUCGAGCGCGCCCAGCCAAAAUUUAAAACUAAAACAUCGUGUUGCCGUCUUUUCGAAAACUUUUUACCUUCUACGCCAACAGAAAUAACCUCCAAGAUCUCCUUUAAUCUCGCAAGAAGUUAAAUGUGAUUGUGCUGAUUUUUUUUUUAGUUGAAAAAAAUAAAAGAUAAAAGCUAUUUUUCAACACAGCGAGUCUGCAUUUUUCCCACGCAUGAAAAAUUUGCAUACUAAAAAAACAAGCAACGGAAGUAGUUUUGGCUGGCUGAUUCGGCAAAUGUCAAUCAAUCAAAAAAGUGGGCGGAAGACGUUUCGUAGAAGGUUUGUAUCAGGCUAUGCUAGUUUAGGCAGUAUUAAUGUCCCAAAUGCCAUGUUUCUGCUUCUUCUCUUUUUCUUUAUCUUACUUGUAUACAGUUUCUUUGCAAAAAUGUUCAACGUCUUUUCUUGCUCAAAGCAGAAUAAUGACUAAAAUAUUUUUGCAGAACAGCGAGUCUCGUAGCGAUAACACACAAUGGCAACUGUUGCGAAGAUUUCUUGUAGUUUUGGCAUUCUCAAGUUGUCAAGGGCUCUUUCUGUCUCUGCUUUUCCAUUUUUCGUCUUUGUAAAUAGCUCCGGUGCUAAGUUUUUUUUAAGCUUUCACUUGCUUUUAUCCGAAAUAAUCUCACAAACAUUUUCAAAACCACGCACCAUGUUGAGCAAAACAGUCAAAAAGAGUUUUCCGGGACGUCAUUCAUGUAUCUGUCCUCCGAUAGAUCAUGCGCAACGACCAAUCACUGCGCGCGUAUUAUCAUUGUAUGAAAUAGUAAGGUGUCUGAUAAAAUCAAGAAGUUGGCUAACACAUAAAUAGUCUUUAGUAACGAUAGCAGUGUUGUCAUGAUGACGUCAUCUAUUAUUAAAGAAGAAUCUGCAACCAUCCGCCAUCUUGGAUCCGCCAUUUUGAAUUAAUUAUAGUGAUUUACUAAAAAAUAAAUCGAGGUAAUUGUGAUAGAGAAUCUGAUCCAUGUAUAAAACGAUUCUUAGGAAAUAAAAACUCUACAAGUUAUAAAAUGCAGAGAGAACCACCACUGUUGAAAAUUCAACCAAAAAUCUGCCAUUUAAUUUGGUCAUGUAAUUUCUCAAAUUUGUCACUAAAAAAAAGAUUUUAUUAAGAAGUAAAAUAGAUGUCAUUGAUAAAAUAAUGCAAAAUUAAGUGUAACAUAAUAAUAUAAUAAGUAAAAGGCGACGAAUGCCGUAUUACAAAAGACCAUAACAGAUUGGUGUAUUCAAACCGACCAGCGAGUAAAUAUUUUCAGGCUACAGGAAGGAAGUGGGAAAAGGGAAGGAGUUAGAGACUGGCCAGGAGUGUCUUUGACCACGAACCAUAAUUCGUAAGUGAUGACUAACUACCCUCAAUUUGAAAAAGGAAUAACAAAUCAGUUGAGAUGUUUCAACGUUUUUUUUUUUCGAUUCUUAAUUCCUUUCUUCCGAAAGAAAUCCUAAUUUUGCUGACGAAACUUUUGCGAUGGAAGCAAAACUCCGAAUUUAAAUAAACGUUCUCUCCAACGAAAGAACUCACAUAUUUCUUGCUUUUAAAAGUUUUAAAUGUGAGGUUGGCUGGUGCACCGAUAUCCAAUGCUGGGCGAGUAGAAGUAUUGUAUGCUGGUGUGUGGGGAACGAUAAGCGGUGGCUGGAAUUGGGAUGCUGCUCACGUGGUGUGUCGCCAGCUGGGGUACCCUGGAGCUCUAUCAUUUGGAAGCAGCAAUCAGUUUGGGAUCGGAAAUGGUCCGUCGUGGUUUCAAAACGUGAGAUGUCUGGGGAAUGAAUCCAGUUUUGAAGAAUGUUCAAAAGAUACCCUGGGGUAUCCGAAUGGCGACUACUCGUCAGUGGCAACGGUCCUGUGUAAAUCCAAACCCCAGCCAGGUGAGAUUAGUAUAGAAGUGAACAAUAUUUUUUUAUGUUUGAUGACACUGAUUGAAAGUUAUCCUCAGAUGAGCAUUUUCAAAAAGCCGUGGCAGGUAGUAAAGGGUACACUGAUUGCCCUACAGUCAGAAGAUUUAGUCGAAUUCAGUACAAAAUCCCUUUCCCUUACCUCAUUCUCUAACCUGGAUUAUUCUAUAAUCCUUCAGAGCUGUCAAUUACCGGUUAAAAAGGGUUCAAUAAACGGUUUUACAUGUGAUAAAGUUGCCAACCAAUUUUGUGAGACUAUAUAAAAGAGCUAUUUUGACGGUUCGCGAGAACAGAUUCUCGGUUACUGCUAAAGUCCAGAAGUCAGUCCGGAUGGUCUAACCAUUUUGUGCGAAGAACCUCAUGCUAUUCCUGUUAUUACGAUCAAAUUGGCCGACUUUGUUUCUAGAUCAUUUUGCUGGCGUAGAAUUGCUAGCCGUGAUUUAACUUAGUUUGCAGGGUGUUUAGCCUGUUUGAAAACGUCCCUGUGAGACGUCAAUCACGGGCUGACACACGAAAUUUUUCCAAAGGUCAAAACAGCGUCGACUUCACUCUAUUCGCCAGGGCGGAUAAAGGUUGGGCGGUGAAACGAGCGCUCCGCUCUUCAUUUUAUGUGUGAUACGGAGUAGGACUAGCACGAGCGCUCUUUCCGCGCUUCCGGUGCGCUUGAAGGCCGGCAAAAUUUUCCUUUUUGCAAACCGGAAAUCCUAUUUUCUUUCUGUAAUUUCAGGCUACAAUGUUAAAUAGAUAAAUUUGUUUCAUAACAAUAUCAAUAAAAAGUUUCAUAUGUUUGUGUCUGUACGUCUAUAAGUGCCAAAAAUUGGAGUUUAAUUUGAAAGUGUUGAAUACCUCCUCCUUCCACUAAAUAUCACCUAAUCGUCCUUAUCGCCGUUUCGUUUGCAAAAGCUUUAUCACUUCUUAACCUGAAUUUUUACAUAUGUUAAAGGGGAAUAAAUUUUAUACAACAUAACAAAACAUUAGAUUGAUAUGUAUUGAUAUAGUGGCGUUGUACUUCUUCAAACUUUGCUUCUCGAGUGCAACGCGCCAUGGCGAUUCGCGCAAUGCGUUGCAAAUCCGGCAACCGCAUAUAAACAAAAUUUAUUGAGGUUAGUUGUAAGGUUUUUCUCCGUUUUUCUCUCUAAAAUAAACCAAGGUAAACAGUAAAAACUGAGGGGAAACUAAUUUUGAAGUUUUUAAGAAACAGAAAGACGUAUAAGAUGUUUUUUUCAAAAUUAAAAAGAAGGAUGAUGGUGAUUGAAAUUAGCAUAAUUUCACCUUGCACGAGCUGCACGCAUUUAUAAAACACACGUCAUCUAGUUAUGAAACACGAUCUGCUGUCUUUUAGUUUUGCCAUGGAUGACAUGGAUGAGAUUUUCCUUCGUGUUUUAGACAGUACUUAGUUGUUUUUGUUUUGGAAUAACACCGACAUUGGCGAGUAGCAACAAAUUUGCAAAACAUUAGCUACCAUUGUCUUCAAUUUUCCUGGAACGACUGUAACCCCAGAUCAGAGAAAUGAAAAACUUAGGUUAUGCAAUAUUUUGGGGGGUAGACAAGGUGUAUGAUGAGAAUGAUGUGAAUGCCCAAAAAUCACAACUGCUCAACUGAUCGUUGUGUUAUGGCCAACCUCGUCCCCAGGGCGCUUUUCCCUGAAAAUUUUCUGACUGUGGGUAUUUAGUUUGUUUAAGACCCUUCCCGGCUGCCAGGCAUAUAACCAAAGCGUUUUCUAAAUUUACUGAAAAAUACAAUUGACUCUAAAUGAUAUGUCCGUCUUUUUGAAAGGCCAACGUCUGAAAUUAUCCGCCAUACAUGCUUCCGUUUCCAUCAGCCUUCGCACGCCAUGCUUUACAACCUGCAAAGUGGUCAGACAGUUUGUUCUUAUAGUCAAUAGGCCGCUUCUGAGUUCCAAAAACCCUCACUUUCAAAAUGAGGCUAGGUGCACAACCUUUCUUGUGAAAAUGAGUUUUAUUUGCAUGUGAAUAAAAAAUGAUUUCCAUAUCAAAGGCUGAGCACCUACCCUCGUUUUGAAACAGAGGCCCGGGGGAACUCGGAAAUAGACUAUUGCCGGAAAGUUUGGAUUAAAAGUAGAUUUGUGAAUCAUUUCAUGCAAGUUUUUAAAGUUUAUUGUCAGAGUUUUAAGUUUUAUUGUCAACAGCUUAGGAGUUUUACUUUCAAACUUCGCUAAAUCUAUUUAUAAUAAAGUUCAGAUAGAACUUGCACUCUGAUAGUUUGAAAAGGUGUGCAUCAGUUUAGAGUAUAAAAUUAACAUGAAGCUAAAGCUUUCACGCCAUCUGCCAAUAGUUUUGUUUGAAACUUUAAUAAAAAAUUAAUGCGUGAGGAAUUUAACGGCUUCUUUAUCAUAAAACAAAUAAAGAAGCCUUUCAAGACUGUACUCCGUUUUGUUCUGUUGUAAAGCGCUCAGGAAGCGGCUACAGAACUCAGGGAGAAACACUCAACUACGUCUCGUGUUUUCCUUACGACUUCUUUCGUGCUCUAGCCGCUUCCUAAUGCACCUAUCAAUGGUUUGCCCAAGGAUGGGGGGGGGGGGGGGGGGAGUUUUUUUACUCAAAAAAAAAAAAAAAGCCUGUUGUACGUUGUUCUUCUUUUGUUUGGUGUGUAGGAGGCGGGAGGGGGGGUCGCGCGAAAAGAGAGAAAAGCACCCCACCCUGCGGUUUUUUUUUCUUUCCUUUUUGUUUCGCCGCCUCGCGGCCUUCUACGCACCUUACAGGUUGUUGGCGGGGGGGGGGGGGGGGGGGGGGGGGGCAACCCACGGAAAUUAGACGUAGUGAAGCGCACGUGGGUAGGGAAUUUGACAUCCUCAUGUCCCCAAGGUGGGAAAUUUGACUCAGCCGCCACCUUGGAAAGUGGAGGACCAGGGAAUGAGUGAUAAGACUGAUAAGAGGUCCGCCAACUUAGAAAAUAUCCAUUAAUACCCCAUAGCUAUUGGAUGAGUUUCCCACAUUUUGGUGUGUUCAUUUCUUUGUGAAGGACGGCAGAACGAAACUUGCUUUUCAAGUUUUGAAGUUUUAUGACAAAAAAGUAUUUUGUCCCUCAGCAUUGAGAACCAAUACUUGCCGCAAAGUCUCGUUUUGAAAAUAUGCUUUCUAUAUACUUACAUUUUUUCACCACAUGCUGGCGUGCCCUGCCACAAGUUUUUGAUAAAGUGAAAGAUCAAAAAAUCAUACUUAAAAACAUGAAAGAUUCCUGGAAUUCUGUGUUAGAUUUGCUAGUAUAUACUCAAAAUGUCCAAUUAAAUGAAAUUCUGGACCAGAGGUACAAAACACCAGCCUUUACAUUAGACAUUAACCCUUCUUGAUGAUGGCAUGUCAUGUUCUGACAUUGCACAUUUUGCAUUGCUGUAUAAACAUUGUGUGAAACAAUUCAAAGGUACUUUAGGGAGUAUAGCAUGGGUGUUAAUCCACGCUAAAUAUCCAGCAAGAAUUUGUCUUCUACACUCAGUGGGGAAAAACACAAAGUUUGUGGGUACCGUUAUUUUGUCUCCAAGUAAUGACUCUCUGCGGACGCUCAGUGCUGCAAUAAAGACUGUUGUGAUGAGUGCCUAUUAGUUCCCCCAGGGAUGUGAUUAUGACUCAAAAUGGAGACCCAAAGGGUGGGGAAAUUGACAGUUGAAAACUGAAAAUGUCAAAAUUUCCGUGGGUUGCCCGCCUCCGGCCACCAUCCUGGGGCAAAUCAUUGAUAGGUGCAUAAGUGCUUUACAACCGCUUAAAGCACAGGCAAGGCUUCUUUACUUGUUAACUGAUUGUUUUGCAUGAAUACUUCCCAUAGCCUCCCCGCAGACGUCCUUUGGGGUUCGUUUGUCACGCAUUCAUUUCUCCCCCACGGACGUCUGCUAAACACAGCCGACUUUUACGUUCUGGAUUGUUUGAAUAAGCCAAUAAGCGGUUAGUUAUUGUGUCACGAUCAGCCAAUCACGCGCUGUGAUAUAAGUGAUGUCUUUGUAUUCUCAAGUGAAUUAUUUAUUUGCACCGCUAUCUUCUACCUGAGACGACUCAAACGUUUUGAAAAAAUCACAGAAACGAUGCAAUAAAGCUGCAGUCAGCUGCAUAUUUUUUUCGGAAGUUGUGGCUAUAAAAUAAUCUGCUUUUCUUUGAAAGACUUCAGACAACAGUCUCCCACACGAGCGCGGAUCGGUUUUCAGCGCGGUCGAAACCAAUAAUUACUAUUACCUCUGCAUAUAUUCGAAGUAUUACAAUGUAAGAAAAGAGAACUUGUAAACGUGUAUACGGAAGAUAUUCAAAGCAUUCUUCGAAAACAAAGGCCGUUUCCUUUUUUGCGAAAUGUAAUUCCACCAAGGUCAUGGGUCGCGGACCAAGGACCAGUACGCAAAAUUUGGUUAUAUUUUUUCAAGAGUCGGUAAAACAAAAAAUUCGAAGUCUACAGCAAUGUACUUCCAACGGCAGAAAAAGGUUUAUCUGAAAACUUGUUCUGCAAAAAGGCACGUCCUCCCGUUGCGUUUUAUUUAUUCACAAGCUUAGUAAACAUGACCACGGUGCCGCCGAAGUCCAAACUUCAAGCUAGAACGACAAAUUAACCUACCUGUCAACAAACUUUAAUCUCGCUCCUUCAAAGAAAGAAAGAAUGCUUAUAAUCAAUAAAUCAUUGAACCUUUUAUUGUUCAUUGUAUUUUAUUUCUCGACGAAAUAUUUAAUCAUGCUCGGGAAAGUCGCCGACCAAGGACCACAUACUAACUGUACAAGUCACUCGCUAACAUUUCCUCCGCCGAUCGAUCUUCAAGUAAUAUAUCAAACAUGAGAUGCAGUGUUUCAUUACCAGAUGAAACACCGAGAAGAGAGUUGAAAAUACGACGCGCAGCGGAGUAUUUUUGACGAACUUCGAGGUGUUUCAUCUGGUGAUGAAACACUGUGUUGAAUGUUUGAUAUUUCUUCUCAAACAAAAUCAUUUUUGAAGGAGAAAUUAAGGAUGCAAAUACUAAGCAGUGUUUCAUCCGAUUUCCAAACACUCAUUAAACAUUAAUUUCCUUUGUAUUUUCUUAAUGAAUUAUUAAUGAGUUUGAGAACCAAGCUUCUGGGCUUGCGUAAACAACAGAGAAAGUCCCUCUCUCGACAACCCUCAUAUUCUCUUUGCUAAUAUCACUGAGCGUUACAGCAGGAAUACCAAUAUUUUCCAGCUUUGUAGAUUGAUCUUUCAAGAUUUACCAGGGAAGAAACAACAACAACAAUAAUGUCCAGUAGUUCCACGCACUGUGUCGCAAACAAGCAGCAAAGCUUGAUAGAUAAGGGAUUUGCCAAAUCCCGUCGGCAAAUUUAUGAACUCAUCGGUCUUCGCUAUAAAAUUUGCAGGAUAGCUUCCCUCUGAUACUUGUUUAACUCUGUAUUAAUUACAAAUAUCUCGCACACUCGAUCAAAAGCCUCACCGAUCGUGCGAAUCUUAAAAAGCGGCUCGGGUUACGUUUUACAAAAAUCCGUAAACGGCCUGUGAUUGGUGAACGUAAAAGUCGGCUGGGUUUAGCAGACGUCCGUGGGGGAGAAAUGAAUGCGUGACAAACGAACCCCAAAGGACGUCUGCGGGGAGGCUAUACUUCCCAGCGAGAAAAACUUUCCUAAUCUCAUUGGGAGAAUUUGGAAUUUUAAAGUUAAUUUAAGCCUAAAUUUCUAAGCAUUUAUGUGCUCGUGGUUAUUUUGUCACUUUUCUCAGAUUGCUUUUUCUUUAAUUAACAUAUUUAUGCACUUACACAAAGCGUCAUCUGAAAAUUGCUCUACUAUGAAGUGUUCAAGCAAUGGGACAUGCAUAAACACCUCAUUUGGUCCUAUAUGCAACUGUUCAGAAGGAUUCACAGGUCCAAGUUGUGAAAUAAGUAAGUAAAAACAAGGGUAAAUUACAGUUUUAAUUUGUAAUAAGUGGUAUGUACUCAGUUAGGUUUGCUCGAUUAGCGCCAACCCAGGGUUAAAAUUUAACCCGAGUUUCUUUUUCUUUUGGUCUAAAGUAUUUUCCCGGGUAAUUUCCUCUCUUCUUUUUAGAGCAUCCAAUCAUCAAAUUGUUGGCAGAAACAAUAAAACUGAAUUUGCUUCUCAAGCUUUCAUAAAAUCAAAUUUCGCACUAACCCUUUGAACAAUCCGGUCCUGGUUUACAAGGCUUAAUCGCAAUGUUUUGUACGACACGUCUUUAAUCCUUUUACACCCAGCACCAGCCCGUGCAAAAUCAAAAAUCAUCUCAUUUAUUUGUAUUCUUAAGGGACGCGAUCAAUAGAGAGAAGCCGUUACGUCACGUUGCCAUGGUAGCAAACUUUGGGGGUGACAACAAAGCGAUGAAGUCACUUAAAAGUCUUUUCGCACUAUUUCAAACUGCACCGAUCUUAUUCAAUUUCAUUUAAUUUGGCAAAAUUUUCUUUGGGACCGUGUCUAUCGUUAUCUAAGUUUAAAACAAGAAAGCGACAACUUUUGUGUUUUGUUCACCUACUCCAUAAAGCGGGCUCGUGCAAUUAGGAAGUUUCCAGUGUCAUAGUGGUGCAACGGCGGCAAAGAAAUGUACAAAAUAGCGUGAUGCACGUGCAAAGUGGUAGUUUGUUAAUAUAAACAUAUUAUUUUUUGCCGUUCUCCUUGCCGUCGCCGUCGCCGUCGUCGUUGGUUUUGAUGUCAUCCAGAAAUAGUGCUACCAUGGUAACGUGACGUCACACUUCUCCUCUCUAUUCAACCAAAAUUUCCGGUUAGAAUUUUGGUUGAAUGGAUCGCGUCCAUUGGUUUUCUAGCCUGCGAACGGCAGACGUUUCUCCUCACUCGUCGCCGCUCAGGGACUUUUCGCGAAGAGGAAUGCCUGGGAAUCAGCGACAGAAAUUCCAUACUGAUGACGUAAGACAGUGGUUACUUAAUAAAUCCGGUAGUCAUGGGGUUCCCAAUGCAAAUUUGUUCAAUUUUACGUUUCUCCUGGUUGAUUUUGGAAAAGUGUUGUGUUCAUCUGCGAGUGAGCUCCAGCAAAACUCAAAUGCUUCUUCUAGAGAAGACUAUAUUCCACAAAUAUUGACUGUUUUGUAAGAGAUUCAUCGCGUUUCCAUUUGACCUUAACCGCCUUUUGUCUUUUGUCUGUCAUUCGUAAACAAUAGCUAGGACAAUGAAACUACUCCGUCGACCAAUUAGCGCUUCUGACCGGAUUUCAGACAGAUUUUGCGUCAUCAGUAUGGAAUUUCUGUUGCUGAGUCGCAGACGUUCCUCCUCCCGAAACGUCCCUCAGUGGCGAUGAGCGAGGAGAAACAUCUGCCGUUCGCAGGCUAUUGGUUUUCAAGUGAUGUCAAAAAAAUCGCAAGGACUUUUAAGGUUUUAGCUCCAUCUAGCAAAAGAUCUUUUAAAAAUAAGUUUCUGUACAAGUUGUCAACGUGAUAGCGUUUUCCGUUUUUAAAAUAUAGCUCUUUCUAAUUUUCCAAGUUUACUCCGAGUAACAUUAAUAGGGGCCUUAAAGCCCCGUGCAAACGGACGCAACAUUGUUGGAUGUUACAUGUUUCGUCCGUUGCACACCCUGUUGCAUGUUUUUGGAUGUUGUUGCGUGUUUGAAACCAGUCAAACUUUUCAGCCAACAACUCCCAACAUUUCUUUUGUUCCUUGAUCGCUGAAGCGUAGCGCAACAGUGUUGGAUCAGUUUGCACAGCUCUUCCAACAUUGUUGGGGCCACGCACGCUCAUUACGCAUGGAUUACAAAGACUUACGGGUUGUAUGCUUCCCACGAUGAACUGCAGAUCCCAACAUUGUUGGGAGUUGUUGCAUCCGUUUGCACACCACUGCCAACAUGCGCGCAACAACUCUCAACAAUUGUUGGCGCAACAAUGUUGGGACUUGUUGCGUCCGUUUGCGUGUAGCCUAAGAUCCGUCACCGGCAACGUCCAUGAAAACGUCGCUGAAAAAUAGACUUCGCAUCCUUUUAAACUUUUUGGCGAUUAUCCCAAUUCGCCCUGUUAUUAAAAAGAAGUGAAUUUUGAUUGGAGCUGAAGAGAAGGGACCGCGCCCGAAUUCAGACAAAAAUGGUAGAAUUUAUCGCCUUGCCGUUCCUGUUCUCAAGUAAACUUAAAAUUUGGCCAUUUCACGUCGUAUUUGAGCAGGGACAACAAAGAAAUGUGCCAAAAAGCGUGAGGCACGUGCAGAGUUGUUGUUUUGCAAAUUAAACUAUUGCUUUUUUUAGGUUCUCGUCGCCGGUCACCGUCGUAGUUUCGUAAGGUCCCUAAUAUGGCGACCGAGAAGGCCGUCACACACGCUAAAAGAUAAUUUUAGAUAAGAUAAGAUAAGAUGUUUGCAUUAUUUCCGGCCGCCAUAUUUGAGCUCCUCGGAGGAGCACAAAUAUGGCGUCCCCAUAGUGAGCCCUAUAAACAGUAUAAAUUUCUGUUACAUGUUUUGAAGAACAACUCAGCAGAGGAAACCUGCACAGACGUUAGACUAGGCCAGGUUGUUAAUUUAUCGAUAUUCUAUAAUAUCUGAAAUUCUUAGCUUCAGGCAUUCCACGGUUUUGAUUUUAGUUUUUGAUGGCGUGACAGUGAAAACCACCAAAAUAAUUUUUUUUUCUAAUUGCAUUUUGUUACUUCGUUGUUUGUCCCGAAUCACUGUCCCUAGAACUUCGAAAAAUAAUGUUCCGAAAGACUGCCUAUCCCACCAAGUAUCCUGAAAUAGACAAAAAUAGACAAAAAACACUGGUCGCUAUUAAAAAAAGAAAAAAUAGUUUGUCAGUUACAUUAGAUAGAAAAAAAAACAUUUCCCUUGCCUUGUAGGCAACAUAGAGUCAUUAGCUUUAAAUUUAUAUCAUUUUGAUAUGUCUUAAAUGCUAGUUUUACAUGGUGUUUUCAAAGUACUAUUACCAGCAACUAAGAACACUGGUAGUUUAAGAACCGGUGUGAAUCGGAUGGGGCCCUGACUUUUUGUCAAUUGUGCAUGGCAAGCCAGGAAAGUAUGUUGCAGAGGGACACACGCACAUCAUUCUUCAGGUUCAGAAUGGAACUAGAUUACAGCAGCUAGGCUUUGCCUUAGAAAAAAGAAAAGCAAACGGUACUCAGAAAGAAAUUCACUAGUGUCUAUCAAAUGUUUCAGGAACACUAAGCCAGUGCACGUCUUUACCGUGUCAAAAUGGAGGGCGCUGUUUUAGCGAUGGCUUUUCGUAUCUUUGCACAUGCCCAAAAGGACUUACAGGACAACACUGCAAAGAAAGACUAGUUGUGGGUAAGUUGUAAGUUUGAGAUUUCUGUCCAGAAUUCAGACAAACAUUCAAAUCAUUAUGAUUUUCAGUGGAAAAGAUAACCAUGUGUGGCCGUUCUUAAGCCUAUGUAGUUUGACAAAUGUAUUAUCCCUUGGAAAACAUGAGAAGUGCUUUUUGCCCUAAUUUUAAUAAUCUAGCUAAAACUAAACUUGUACUUCACUGUAACGGCCCUAGUUUCGGGCAAAAACUAAAUCUUUAGAUGAACAUUGCAGGCUUUAUUCAGCUAGAGUUUUAAAAAGCGAGCACCACAAUUCGCCUGUCACGGCUAUGCCGCUGACGAGUCUAUCAAGCCUUUGCUUCACAGUUGGGAUCUUAACAGUUACCUAUAUGUAAUGAGUAACACUUUGUACAAAGGUUAUGGCGCAUUCCUUUUUUUUUCUUUUUUUUUCUUUUUCUAUCUUGUAUCAUCAAAGCCAGCAACCCGUGUCAGAGCAACCGAUGCCCUGAGGACAGUUCUUGUUAUCACAAUGACACUCACUUUACCUGCGUAUCACAUGCACAAGAGGACAGCAACACAAAGAAUGGUGAGAUUUUCUCCACUACAGUGAUUUUUCAAUUUUCCUGGUGUUAGUCAGUCAUUAUGCUGUGAUACGGGUAUUCUUUACUGUCCUUGCAUCCUUUCUAUUGCCUAUAUGUAAUUAGUAACACUUUGUACAAAGAUCAUGGCGUGUUCCUUUUUUUUUCUUUUCUUUUUUUUUUUUUACUUAUAUGUAAUGAGUAACACUUUGUAAAAAGAUCAUGGGAGUUCCUUUUUUUGUUUUUUUUUCUAUCUUGUAUCAUCAAAGCCAGCAACCCGUGUCAGAGCUACCGAUGCCCUGAGAACAGUUCUUGUUAUCACAACGACACUGACUUUACCUGCGUAUCACAUGCACAAGAGGACAGCAACAGAAAGAAUGGUGAGAUUUUCUCCAGU
Messenger RNA from Porites evermanni, 27397 nucleotides. Lineage: Eukaryota; Metazoa; Cnidaria; Anthozoa; Scleractinia; Poritidae. The record is from the annotation of a GenBank genome assembly.